This is a messenger RNA of Clonostachys solani, 1419 nucleotides long. The record is from the annotation of a GenBank genome assembly. NCBI's taxonomy places the organism in Eukaryota, Fungi, Ascomycota, Sordariomycetes, Hypocreales, Bionectriaceae.
AUGACUCGCCUUGUCUCACUCUCAACUACCAUCACACUUUUCUUUGUCCUUGCUUUGAGUGUUCGUGGCGAAAACAACCUGCUCUCUCGAUUAGACGAAAUCCCACAAUGCGGAAUUCCAUGCUUCUCAACCGUUCCCGGCAACACCACAUGUAAUGUCUUGGACACUGCUUGCCUCUGCAAGGACAGCGAGUUCCAUAGGUUAGCACAGCAAUGCGUUAGGGAGAAUUGCGGGAUGAAGGACACCAUUGUGGUUUUCAUACGGCGAUCGAUCAUGACUGACAUUGGGAGCUAUUCAGCAAUACAAAAAUUCGGAACCUCUCUGUGCAAUAUACCACCACGAUCCCGCAAACACGAGCUUCUUAUUCCCUUGGUUCUUCAGAUCCCGGCAUGGCUAUGUAUUUGGGCUCGAUUGUACUCGAACUGGCGAACAAUGGGUCGAUGGAAGCCAGAUGACUGGGUCGUCUUUGUGGUUGGCUUCAUUUUCACUGCCUUCGUUGCUAUGGACCAGUAUGUUGGGCAAAUGUGGUACGGGGUUGACAUCUGGACCCUGGACGAAGACCAGACCAUACAAGCAUUCAAGCUGUUUUACGCUGGAGAGAGCAUAUAUCUUCUAUCCCUGGGCCUCAGCAAGAUCUCCGUUCUCUGGGUCUAUCUUCGAAACUUCCCAAACCAGCUGUUCCGAUACGCUGUAUUUGUGUCCAUGGCCUUUGUAGCACUACCCACGGCGGGACUCGUGUUUCUUCAUUUGUUUCAAUGCAAUCCCGUUCAUCUUGCAUGGGAUGGCUGGGUCGGUACGACGGGGGCUCGGGACGUAUGCGUCGAUAAGCAGCUGAUCACCUAUAUCGCUGCUGGCUUCAGUAUCUUCCAAGACCUGAUUAUUCUCCUCUUACCUAUACCUAUGGUGUUGAAGCUGCGGAUGCAUAUCAAUGAUAAAUGGGGGAUCCUUUGCAUGUUCAGCUUCGGCGUAUUCAUCACAGCCACUUCCGUCAUCCGCCUGCUGUAUCUCAUCAACUUCGGCCGAUCACGAAACCCUACCUGGGACUACGUCGAUGCAAUUAUUUGGACCGGUCUCGAGGUAUCUGUCGUUGUCAUGGUAGCUUGCCUUCCCUCCAUUGGUGUUCUUUUGAGGCACUGGAUUCCCUCGCUGGCAGUCAACUCUGCUUCUCAUAUGCCAAGGAGGAACUUGACCAGGCGAUCAGACAAAAAGAGAUCAAUUCUCACUGCAGGCAGACGCCUGACUUGGGAAAGUCUGGGGUUGGACCUGGGCGACCGAUCGUUUGGAAGGGUUAUGACCAAGGUCUCCAGACAUCCACCUUCCUUCCACCCCUUCAACGACAGCUAUUUUGACGGACCUGACCAGGGAAUCAGUAUAAGGGCAGUGACCAAAGUGACGACGUCGGUCGAAGUGGUUAAAUAG